Sinocyclocheilus grahami is the source of this 1355-nucleotide messenger RNA. RefSeq names its product oxoeicosanoid receptor 1-like. Lineage: Eukaryota; Metazoa; Chordata; Actinopteri; Cypriniformes; Cyprinidae. Gene Ontology annotation, molecular function: G protein-coupled receptor activity. Gene Ontology annotation, cellular component: plasma membrane. The transcript has 2 exons. The coding region runs from base 351 to 1283 and encodes 310 amino acids. Gene Ontology annotation, biological process: G protein-coupled receptor signaling pathway. The record is from RefSeq and is a predicted model, not a curated record.
AAAUAGAAUAUAACAAAAAAUAUCGAUUCUAACAGCAUCGCAGUUGUUUCCCAAUAUGGGUUUUCAAGUGUUACAUCAAUGCCCUGAAGUGACAUCACAUUUUAACAAUUUAUCUCGACUGUUCUUUCGAUUUAUGUAGGCUAAUAUUUCCAGCAUAUAGGCCACCGCAUAUGUAGUGACUGAUUUGCGAUCUAAAUCAAACAGAUAGCAAAGAUAAAGAUCAUUUGAUCUUCCUCGACUCCGCCCACAGUGGUAUCUUUUCCCAAAAACUUAAUGCAACUUGUAAAAUUGUUCUCUAACCUUCACGAUAACGAGAACUCCUGCCUUGAUCGUUUGGUUUGCUUUUCAUCAUGAGUAACAUCACCUCCUGCACUGAACCUCAGACCCUUGUUUCUUCCAUUUUAAAGCCCAUUCUCAUUAUGGAGUUUAUCUUUGGGUUGCCUGGAAAUGUCUUUGCUCUGUGGAUUUUGUUUUUCAAGUCUCCAUGGAAAGCCUGCAAUGUGUAUCUCUUCUGCCUGGUGAUAUCUGACCUCCUACUCCUCACUGGGCUGCCUUUCCACAUAGAUUAUCUCUUUCGUGGUGAAGACUGGAUAUUUGGCCAAUCCUUUUGCUGCCUCAUUUUAUAUAUCAUAUCAGUAAACCACUCAGCAAGCAUGGCUUUCAUGUCAAUUUUGGCCGUGGACCGAUUCCUCAGGAUUCUUCACCCACACCAUCGCAUUUGUCGAAUGAGUGUGAGACAAGCAAUAAUGUUGGUUAGCAUGGUUUGGAUGGGUGUUCUACUCCUUCGUCUUUCACCCGCCCUGAACCUGGUUCUCACACCACAGAAAAACUCAUCAAAUCUCAUAUGCCAUAGUUUUUUCUCAUGGACAUGGCCAUCGGUUCAAAUGAAGAUUUAUAAUUCAGUACAGCUGAUAGAGGUCCUGCUGGCAUUUGCACUGGUGGUCUUCUGUUUUGUGAGGGUUUUCUCUCUUGUCCACAGUCGCCAGGGGGCUCACCGCAGGCUGAAGCGAGCAGUGAGAUUGCUUCUGUUUCUUGUGAUCAUGUUUGUUCUGUGUUUCCUGCCUACAGUCUCUUUUGGCAUUUUCCUUCAAGUGUUUCCCUGUUCGGAAUUCCUCAUGGUGUGUUUUCAUGCCUCUUUAGCUUUAACCUACAUGAACAGUGCACUGGAUCCAGUAAUCUACUGCCACAUAAACGCUUGGUACCGUGACACCCUGAAGGGCACAACAAACUCACUGGGGCUGACAAAGUUCAAGAUGAGUGUGAAAACGAACAGAAAACGUUAACCUACCUGGUAAACUGUUGUUUCUUACAAUCAAUGUGUUAGGGGAAAUGAAAAUGUGUGUCUUAAAGGUAUA